UCAACCUUUACAGGGUUCCACAAAGAAGAAGCUGAGCGGAAGACGUUAGCAAGUUCCUUGUUUGCAUGAAGGCGUCAUGGCGGAGUUGAACCGGCAGCUGCAGGAGUAUUUAGCUCAGUCCAAAGGCGGCGGUGCCGCCAAGACAAUCUCUCAGUCUCGCUCAAGUACCACGUUGGAGAUAGGCGACGCGCAGCCAGUCCCUGGAAGUUGGUUCGGCCAGUGGUCCAGUCCGUGGUCUGGAAGCCGUGGCAGUAAUGCUGCGGCCCAGAGCUCCAGCAGCAGUUGGCCGUGGUCAGCUGAGCCGGACCCCUGCCUGCCCGGCGUUUCUCGCCGCCAACGGCUGGCGAUAUUCGGGAUGUUAGCGGCAUUGUCGGCGCUGUGCUUCGGUUUGUCGUUCUUGUACGCGCCCUUGUUGCUGCUCUACGCCCGCAAGUUCGCACUGCUAUGGUCGCUCGGUUCACUUUUCGCCAUUGCGGCCGCAGCAGUGCUCCGUGGACCCAGCAAGCUGGUCGCCGGCCUGCCCACCUCGCCCGGAGCUGCCGUGUACCUGUGCGCCCUCGGGGGGACUCUGUAUGCCGCGUUGAGCCUUCACAGCACCGCGCUGACCGCACUCGGAGCCGCAGCGCAGGUCACCGCUAUCGUCGGCUACGUUGUGUCGCUGUUUCCCGGAGGAAGUGCUGGGAUCCGUUUCAUGGGCGGGAUGGCGGCGUCCGCUAUUAAAAGGACAGUGAGCGGCAAAACUAUGCCAAUAUGACGUCACGGCCCCUGUGAGCAUUGAUUGGUGUUGUCACAACCAGCAGUUUUGAUGGUUGACAUUUGAAGUGUGAAUGUUUAUUACAUCAUGAAAACAUUUCUUACAAAAAGCAACAAGGAAAGUGAAGACUUUGACGGCUGAAGAUACUGACCAGUCACAUGACCAGUGUCACGUGGCCUGCUUUCACUCAGCUGAUUCACAGCAGCACUUUGACAGUCACAUCAAGGGUAAAGGGGCAAAGUCUGGGACUACCGGCCCCGACCACCACCCCGCAUCACACCUCUUGGUGGAAGGGCUCCUCUCCUUAGCGCUGGACCCCACCCACCCCGGCCUCCUCUCCCCGGUGGACCGUAACCACCUUCGUCCCUAUGAGGAGGUCGUCCUGGGUCGGGGAGACACAGCAGAGCCCAUGUCAACACAUUAUCUAUGAUGAUCAUUAUUGAUGAUUUAAUUGUGGAUGAUAUUUGGUGAUAAUGAUCUUUAUAAAAGUUGAAUGAUUAAUAAAUGAAAUGUUUCUCAGA
Molecule: messenger RNA, 1275 nt
Organism: Nerophis ophidion (straightnose pipefish)
Lineage: Eukaryota; Metazoa; Chordata; Actinopteri; Syngnathiformes; Syngnathidae
Gene: sft2d3
Product: SFT2 domain containing 3
Exons: 1
Coding region: 77-754 (225 amino acids)
Biological process (GO): vesicle-mediated transport
Cellular component (GO): membrane
Source: RefSeq, a predicted model, not a curated record